UUGGGGCUGUAUUCAACUGAGCACAGAGCACAUGAAAUUCUCCUCUGUUUCCAAGGAAAAACCAGGGCUUCUGGCCCCACCUGCCCAACCUCUCACGAUGUUCCUGGGAGCCUGGUUAUGCUGGGCCUCACUCCUGCUCCUGGCCAAGCUCACCCACCCUUGCCCUGUGGGCUGUGACUGCUUCGGCAGGGAGGUAUUCUGCUCAGAUGAGCAGCUGGCCACCAUCCCCCUGGACAUCCCUUCAUAUGUCACAGACAUUGUCUUUGUGGAGACUGCCUUCACCACAGUGGGGACCAGGGCUUUCAGCGGUAACCCCAACCUGACCAAGGUGGUCUUCCUCAACACUCUGGUCCAUCACCUGGAGCCCGAUGCCUUUGGGGGACUGCCCAGGCUGGAGGACCUGGAGGUCACAGGCAGCUCCUUCUCUAACCUCAGCACCAACAUCUUUUCUAACCUGAGCUCGCUGGGGAAGCUCACCCUGGACUUUAACAGGCUGGUGGCUCUGCCAGAGGACCUCUUUCUCCACAUGGAUACUCUAGAGUCCCUCCAGCUUCAGGGAAACCAACUCCAGACCUUGCCCAGGAGACUGUUUCAGUCUCUGAGAUAUCUGAGAACCCUCAACCUGGCUCAGAACCUCCUGACACAGCUUCCUGAGGGGAUGUUCCAGUCACUCACCAGCCUGCAGAUACUAAAGCUGAGUAACAAUAUGCUUGCCAGACUCCCCGAGGGAGUGCUGGGCAAUCUGGGCAGCCUGCAGGAGCUCUUUCUGGACAGCAAUGUCAUCACAGAGCUGUCCCCACAGCUGUUCUCACAGCUGUUCAGCCUGGAGAAGCUGUGGCUGCAGCAUAACGCCAUCUGCCACCUGCCGGUCUCUGUCUUCUCCUCCCUGCACAACCUGACCUUUCUAAACCUGAAGGACAAUGCACUGAGGACUCUGCCUGCUGGUCUCUUCACCCACAACCCAGGCCUGCUUCACCUGUCUCUUUCUUACAACCAACUGGAGACCAUCCCUGAGGGCACCUUCACCAACCUGUCGAGUCUUGUUUCCCUCACGCUCUCGCACAAUGCCAUCACCUACCUUCCUGAGGAUGUUUUCAGGAACCUUGAGCAGUUGGUCAAACUCUCUCUGGACAGCAAUAACUUGACAGCCUUGCACCCAGCUCUCUUCCACAACCUGUCCAGGCUUGAGUUUCUCAACUUGUCCAGGAACCAGCUGACCAUGCUCCCUGGGGGCAUCUUUGACACCAACUAUGACCUCUUCAACCUGGCCUUGAUCGGCAACCCCUGGCAGUGUGACUGCCAUCUGUCCUACCUUACCAACUGGCUCCAGCUCUACAGCGACCGGAUCUUCAACACCCAUACUUUCUGUGCAGGCCCAGGAUAUCUCAAGGGCCAGAUGGUGCCAAACUUGAAGCAGGAGCAGCUGAUAUGUCCAGUCAAUCCAGGCCACUUGAGCUUUACGGCCCUGGGGCUGGAUGUCAGGGAGCCAGUGGGCAGCUGGGAUCUGUCUGUGGAGGGGAGAGGAGCUCACAGCCAGUGUACCUACAGCAACCCCGAGGGCACUGUGCUGCUUUCCUGCCAGGAGGCCCAGUGUCGCUGGCUGAACAUUCAGCUGUCUUCCCGGGAGGGCUCAGUCUCCCCAGCAAUGGCCUACAAUUCCAGUCAGGAGUGGGAGUUGAGGUCAAGCUGUGGCUCCAUGAGGGUCACUGUGUCUAUUGAGGCUCGGGCUGCUGGGCCUUAGGUGCAGCAGACAGAUUCUGAAGCCUUAGGGCAGAGGGAACAGAAUGUCUGAAGUCAAUGUAAGGAACAUGGUCGUAUCUCCACAGUAGGGAGGAGAGAGAGGCCUGCUUCAUCUAGGGUCUCAUCAACUUCUGUCCCUAUGAUCUCUUGGAGCCUAUGGCCUAACAAGGUUAUCCUCAAAUCUUCCAAAAUCUCCAUGAGAACCACAUCAUGGUCUAGCACAGUGGCUCCACCCUUCCUAAUGCUGUGACCCUUUAACACAGUUCCUCAUGCUGACCCCCAACCAUACAAUUAUUUCACUGCUACUUUUGUAACUAAUUUUCCUACUGUCUUGAAUGAUAAUAUAAGUAUUGUUUUUGGAGAUAGAGGUUUGGCAAAGGGAUCAUGAUCACUGGGCUAGAGAUUAUACGACCCCCACCCCCACCACCACCAGUGUUUUCCUAUCAUUAAGCUCCACUCCACUCCACUCCCUGCUCUGAGUUCUAGCCUUGAGGUGUGUUCACCUCUAAGUUAUACAACGUAGAGGCCUUGUCCCUUCAAUAGAUCAAUAGAAGAUCAA
This is a messenger RNA of Grammomys surdaster, 2299 nucleotides long. RefSeq names its product carboxypeptidase N subunit 2 (gene Cpn2). The coding region runs from base 32 to 1741 and encodes 569 amino acids. NCBI's taxonomy places the organism in Eukaryota, Metazoa, Chordata, Mammalia, Rodentia, Muridae. The transcript is spliced from 2 exons. Gene Ontology annotation, molecular function: protein binding. The record is from RefSeq and is a predicted model, not a curated record.